CAAAAGGCUCGCCUGCUAACUGAAAGGUUGGAAGUAUGAGUCCACAUAAACGCGCCUAGGAAGAAAGUCCUAGUGAUCUACUUACAAAAAACUCAGGUGUUGAAAAGUCUGUGGAGCCCAGUUCUAAUCUGACACAUAAGUGGUCGCCAUGAGUUAUAAUUGACUCUAGCGCAACUGCUUGUAUUUUGUUUAUUUCGUGUGAAGCAUGUAGUUUUGUAAACAGAGUUAGUGGGGAGUAUAUUCAGAGUAACAAAUGUUUGGGGGUUUUCUCUUGUUGUACUCGGUUUAUUCUUGAGUUAGCUGCGACGUAAGAGAGAGUGCCCCACAUGGGCAUCAGAGGUUCUCACUCAAAUCCCAGUUCCGCCACACAUGAGCCGUGUGAUACUCGAAGGCCGUUCUCUCAGUGUCUUCCUUUUCGUUUGAAAAAUGAAAAAAUGAAUUUCUACCUUGCACUGGUUUGGGUGGAGGGUGGGCUUUAAUGGGAAAAGGUAUGUACUGAAACAGAUAAAUUACAAGGUGUGUGAGUUAUGCUAGGUACUGUAUUUUAUGUUCAGAUAGGGGAAUUAUUACUAUGAUACAUUAAAAAGUUCAAAAGUCUUCCAUUUUCAAGGUCAAAGUCUUCUAAUAUUUCAAAAAAAUCAUUGCAGGACAUUUUUAUACUCAAGGCUUAGAAUACACUGACUCCCUCAGUACUUAAAUUUCCAACUUGCCAUCAGUCUGAGAAUCCAGAGUGCCUGGAAUACUUUUUAUCAAAUCAUUUACUUCAAUAUUUUUCAAUCCUGGCUUUAGAUUGGAAUCACAAGUGGUGUUUUGUUAAUUUUUUUUUUUUAACCAGUACCUGGGCUUGACCCUAUGCCUGUUGAAUCCAAACCUCCAGGGUGGGGCCUUGUCUUUGGAAAGAAAGACAGCAACGCUAAAUGACAAUUUAUUUUUAUCUCUAUCAGUGAGCCAAAGUCUACUCAGAAAGAAUUACAGCAAAUCUAUCUGAUUGGUCACUUUAUUUAUAAGAAUCACAAGUUAUGCAAUAGGGAGCAUAUAAAAUCUUUGGGUGGGAAGCCCAUAGUUGCCUGAGUAAGAAGAGAAGGCUCCAAUGGAUCCGUUUGUGAUUCUGGUGCUCUGUCUGUCCAGUUUGCUUCUCUUUUCACUCUGGAAACAGAGCUAUGGGAAAAGGAAGCUCCCGCCUGGCCCCACUCCUCUCCCGAUUAUUGGAAAUAUGCUACAGUUAGAUAUGAGGAACAUCAAGAAAUCCAUGCAAAAUCUCUCAGAAGCCUAUGGCCCAGUGUUCACUCUGUAUAUUGGCAUGAAGCCCGCAGUGGUGUUGCAUGGGUAUGAAGCAAUUAAGGAAGCCCUGAUUGAUAUGGGAGAAGAGUUUUCGGGAAGAGGUCAUUUUCCACUGUCUGAAAGAUCUAAGAAAGGAUUUGGGGUCGCUUUCAGCAAUGGAAAGAUGUGGAAGGAGACCAGGCGCUUCUCACUCAUGACCCUGCGGAAUUUGGGGAUGGGGAAGAGGCGCCUUGAGGACCGAGUUCAGGAGGAAGCCAGCUGCCUAGUGGAGGAGUUGAGAAAAACGAAGGCCUUGCCCUGUGAUCCCACUUUCAUCACGGUUUAUGCUCCCUGCAAUGUGAUGUGCUCCGUUAUUUUCCAGAAUCGUUUUGAUUAUAAUGAUCAGAAUUUUCUUAAUUUGGUUAAAAAAUCAACUGAAAACGUCAAGAUUCUGAGCUCCCCUUGGAUUCAGGUCUGUAAUGCAUUCCCUUUGCUCAUUGAUUAUUUCCCAGGGAGUCAUAAGAAAUAUAUUAAGAAUGAUGCUAAUGUAAAAAGUUAUAUUUUGGAGAAAGUGAAAGAACACCAAGAAAGCUUGGACAUUAACAAUCCUCGGGACUUUAUUGAUUGUUUCCUGAUCAAAAUGGAACAGGAAAAGCAUACUCAGCAGUCUGAAUACAGUGUUGAAAAUUUGUUGAACACAGUACAUGAUCUGCUUGGAGCAGCGUCACAGACAACAAGCACCACCUUGAGAUACGGACUUCUGCUUCUGCUAAAGCACCCAGAGGUCACAGCUAAAGUCCAGGAAGAGAUUGACCACGUGGUUGGCCAAAACCGGAGCCCCUGCAUGCAGGACAGGAGCAGCAUGCCCUACACGGAUGCCGUAGUGCACGAGAUCCAGAGAUACACUGACCUCCUCCCCAUGUCCCUGCCCCGCAGGGUGACCCGUGACAUUAAAUUCAGGAACUGCCUCAUCCCCAAGGUAAGGUUUGUUUCUUCAAGUUCUCUUAAAGUUCCCAUAUUCACAGUAUGAUUUCAAUCUUCGACAAACUCGGGUUGAGAAAAGUGCAAAUAUCACAAGUGUUGUAUCCAGUUUGGGGCUACAUGCUUUAUUGCAGGCCUUGAGAUCCGGCAGUGUAAGUCUUACAAAUUUGUUCUGCUUCUUUAGGAUUGCUUAGGUUUCUCCUUCCUGUUUACAUGGCCAGAUGAAUUUUAGUAUCAGUUAUAGUCAAUUUCCCAAAACAUUUCACUGGGAUUUUAAUUAGCGUGACUUUAAAUUUGUAGAUCAAAUUGGAAAGAAUUGACAUGUUGAAUCUCUCAAUUCAUGAAUAUGGUAUAUGCUACCAAUCUAUUUGGGCGUUCUUUACUUUUCUCAAUAAUGCUUUGUUUUCAGUGCAGUGGCUUGCACAUCUUUUGUUAGCAGCUUUCCAAGGCCUUCUGACACAUGGUGCCUACUUGCUCAAGCUACUCCAUCCCACUUGAAGCCAUCACAU
This is a messenger RNA of Loxodonta africana (African savanna elephant), 2750 nucleotides long. Its product is annotated as cytochrome P450 2C19-like. Bases 1091 to 2290 code for a protein of 399 amino acids. Gene Ontology annotation, biological process: xenobiotic metabolic process. The transcript is spliced from 7 exons. Gene Ontology annotation, cellular component: cytoplasm; intracellular membrane-bounded organelle. Gene Ontology annotation, molecular function: heme binding; oxidoreductase activity, acting on paired donors, with incorporation or reduction of molecular oxygen, reduced flavin or flavoprotein as one donor, and incorporation of one atom of oxygen; iron ion binding. NCBI's taxonomy places the organism in Eukaryota, Metazoa, Chordata, Mammalia, Proboscidea, Elephantidae. The record is from RefSeq and is a predicted model, not a curated record.